Molecule: messenger RNA, 549 nt
Organism: Clunio marinus
Lineage: Eukaryota; Metazoa; Arthropoda; Insecta; Diptera; Chironomidae
Source: the annotation of a GenBank genome assembly
AUGGAAUUUUCUAAUGCACUUAAGACAAAAGGAAAUGCUCAGGGAUGUCAAGCAAUAAAAAAAUAUUCAUCAUCAUCUUAUGACGAGAGAAUAAAGUGGAGUCAAACGAAAGUGAGUGGAAUGAGCAGUAAAACAAAAGGCGAAAUGUGUGGAAUUGCCGCCACUACGAUGGGAGAAAUUAUGGAUGCUAAUGAUGUUAUUAAACAUUGUAUUGGAAACAAAUUAAAUUCACUUUUACAAUUUAUGGGCUUAAUGGGCUUAAAUGAAAGAAGCAAUUCUGAUGUCAAACAUUUGAUGCCAUCAGUUCAACAUGCUUCUGUUGUUGUUAUUGUUCAUAAAGCAUUUGAGUGCGGGAAUGAAUUUAUUGGAGGUAUCAGUUUUAUUACGCUUUUAUUGCACAUGAAAAGAAAAGUAUUUGACAAUCUACUAGUUGUAGAUACAAUAACUGCAGUUCUAAGUAUAUUGCAUGAAGUUGAGAAGAGAGAUGAAAAUGGAAAUGGAAAUGAGAAAGAGCAUAAAAGCAGCCAUCACAUAAUGCAGCAUAAAUAG